This is a messenger RNA of Fundulus heteroclitus (mummichog), 976 nucleotides long. It is a transcript of the gene dtymk, whose product is annotated as deoxythymidylate kinase (thymidylate kinase). The record is from RefSeq and is a predicted model, not a curated record. Gene Ontology annotation, molecular function: dTMP kinase activity; ATP binding. The transcript has 5 exons. Bases 156 to 800 code for a protein of 214 amino acids. Gene Ontology annotation, cellular component: cytosol; cytoplasm; nucleus. Gene Ontology annotation, biological process: dTDP biosynthetic process; dTTP biosynthetic process; dUDP biosynthetic process. NCBI's taxonomy places the organism in Eukaryota, Metazoa, Chordata, Actinopteri, Cyprinodontiformes, Fundulidae.
AAGACGUGCGUCACUUCGUGUUGACGCAAACUUCAGGAAAUGGCGGGUAAAUCCUAAUCCGAAUCAGAGUUUUUCUUGCCGCUCCAAAGAAAAAGUAGCUUGUGACAGCUGUCCCGUGAACCUCCCCCCGUCUUUGGCAAACGCUCGACGCAGCGAUGGCGUCUAAAAGAGGCGCCCUCAUCGUGCUGGAGGGGGUGGACAGAGCCGGGAAAACCACGCAGUGCAAGAAGCUGGUCCAGGCGCUGCUGCAGAGCGGCCUCCCGGCGGAGAUGAUGAGGUUCCCCGACAGGAGCACGACCAUCGGACAGCUCAUCAGCGCCUACCUGGAGAAGAAGAGCGAGCUGGAGGACCACACGGUGCACCUGCUGUUCUCUGCCAACCGCUGGGAGCUGGUGCCUGUGAUGAAGAAGAAGCUGGAGCAGGGCAUCACUCUGGUCGUGGACCGCUACGCCUUCUCCGGAGUUGCCUUCACCAGCGCCAAGCCCGGCUUCUCUCUGGACUGGUGCAUGAAGCCCGACACGGGGCUGCCGCAGCCCGACCUCGUCAUGUUCCUGCAGCUGAACCCGGACGAGGCCGCGCUCAGAGGUCAGUUCGGCGCCGAGCGAUACGAGACGAGCGCCUUCCAGAAAGCGGUUCAGGAGAAGUUCGAGCAGCUCAUGAAGGAUCAAUCGGUGAACUGGAAGGUCAUCAAUGCGUCACAGAACAUUGAGGGGGUUCACGACGACAUCAGAACGCACAGCCUCAACGUCAUCAACAAAGCUCAGACCAUGCCGCUCGGGGAGCUGUGGAAGAGAGCCUGAGCGGCUUAUCUGCACACCUCAGACUGCUGCCUUCUUAUCAACAUGAGAUGUAAUAUAACACUUUUAUGAAGCACAGAGAGAGAAACAGUUGUGAUUUAUUUUUAGUCCUCUUACAUGUCUGUUGUCCCAUCACUUGCCUAUACGCUUUGAUUAAAUAAAUAACUUUUAAACCAAAA